Xyrauchen texanus (razorback sucker) is the source of this 2047-nucleotide messenger RNA. Its product is annotated as glycoprotein integral membrane protein 1-like. Bases 86 to 1183 code for a protein of 365 amino acids. Lineage: Eukaryota; Metazoa; Chordata; Actinopteri; Cypriniformes; Catostomidae. The record is from RefSeq and is a predicted model, not a curated record. The transcript has 8 exons.
AUCCACACAUUUUAGCUCUUCAAAAGUCUCACAGUGGAUGGUAAAGUCUUCGAAGGGAAUAGGGCAUAGGGAUGAUCACAUCUGAAUGGAACGCACCCCUAGUCUCGGCUGUCUAGUUAAAAUGGCGUCUACAAGGAAAAUAUAUUUAACUGUUGCGCAUUUUAUCGCCUUGUGUGUCCUCACUAAAACGCAAUCAAGACAAAUAUCCACGGAGACUGUCGUGUUGAAUGUGACAGCGGUUAGUGAAAUUCACCAGAAUAAGUACAAUGUACAGAUUAAUUUGAAUGUAGGUCUCUGGGAUAAUGAAACAUUUAUUAAUGGAGCUCCUCUCAAAUCUCCAGGAGUCACAAGGCUGACAUGUCCUGCUCUGCUCUUGGGUGGCUAUAAUGUGAGCUCAGGUAGGACAGCUGGUGUGUUGGUCAGCAGUGAACUGAGACUGAUGUUGAAUCAGUCGUUUAUUCAGAGUGAUGAAGGAGAGCAGGUUGUGUUACUCUUCCUGAGUCAGGAGAUAAUCCAGCUGGCGGAUGAAAAGGUCCAGCAGCCUGACAUCUGUGAGGUGGAAAUCCUUUGGAACUUGAACUCUGAAGAGGUCAAACAGGUUACCAACGUUUACCCUUCAUCAAGAAGCAAGCUCUCCACCAUCCCACCAGAGAAUGAUGUCUUAGUGACUGAUGCAUCAGUAGACAAUAAAGGUGGAGACCAAGUGCUCAACACCACCAGCCACUAUCUACUAAAACAUGCAGAGACCACUAGGGAGGAGAUCGCAGCUCCAGGGAAGCUUCCUGAAACACCCUUGCGCAUGGACCCUGAUAUCCUGUAUGAGUCCAGAGAGGAAGAGGAAAAGAGUUCAGAAUACUUACUUCCUGAGGUUCCUCUCAGAGAGUCAAUGUCCUCUUACAGUGUGGUGUGCCAGUGGGUUGAAGAGCUGAGGGACAAACUGAGGAGGUUCUGGUCUGAUUCAGUCCCACUCUUCUUCUUAGUCAUGUGGGUGGUGGUGGUUGGUGUUGCAGGCUCAGCUGUCAUUAUUAAGAUUCUGGAUAUUCUGUUCCCAACCUGUGAAUACAGGGGAUUCAUUCAUCUGAACCCUGAGACACUAAUGCCAGAUGACGAGAAACAGAGUCUAAUAGAUAACGCAGAGAAUGAGGGGGAGAUAACAGAAAAAUGCAUUUUGAUAGAAAAGUGAUGUUCAUGGAUGUGUUCUCAUCAGUUUUGUCACGUGGCUUUAUUGGGUAAAGGAUACCAAUGACUUCAGUUUAGCACUUUAAAAAACAAAAUCGAAACAUUUCCCAAUGAAACAGAAUUCUAUUUUCACAUGCUCUGUAUAAAAGCAGUCUCAGCUGAUUAUUUUGUUUAUUUUGUUUUGUAUUUACAAUCCUUUGAGACAAAUGCACACAUACGUGGUGGAAUUUAAGACUUAUAAAGUUGAAAUAAGCAGAGUAACGUGACAAAAUGCCCCUACUUGAAUUCUUACAGUAAAAAUGGGCACGAAAUUGUUUUUAUUGAAUUAGGUUAGUUAAUAGUUGUGGAAAAAUUAAUCAAAAAGAUAAGUCCUGUUUUGACUAUUUAAAAGGAUGUUUUUUUUAUUUCUCAACUGUGGAUUUGUUUUUUAAAAAAAAAAGUGGCAUGUAUGAAAUGUCCUAUAUUGUUUGCAAGAUAAAUAACGCAUCAUGUAAUAUGCAUUUUGCUUCAGAUUCAGCUAAUGAUGUAACAUUAAGCAUGCAUACUAGCAAUGAUUCAGGUUUGAACUGCAUUGGAUGAAUGACAUUGACAUUUCGGGUUGCACUAUCUGUAUUAUGUUUCAUAUAAGACUGAUAAUUCAAGAGACAUUUCAAAAAUGCACUGUAGCGCAAUUUUAGUCCCACUAAGAGCUGAUUUAAAAUGUCCAAUUUAACUGGACUCCUAAAUGUCAUUUUAGCCCUGAAUGGCAGACCUGCUGUCAUUGGAUUUGAAUGAAAUCAGUUGUGCAUGUCACUUGUAAACAUUACUUUUUUCAGUUUGUUACAUCAGUAAAUUCAUCACAAUAAAGGAGUUUCCUUAAAUGAAAUAA